Messenger RNA from Amphimedon queenslandica, 3752 nucleotides. RefSeq names its product cilia- and flagella-associated protein 61-like. The transcript has 33 exons. NCBI's taxonomy places the organism in Eukaryota, Metazoa, Porifera, Demospongiae, Haplosclerida, Niphatidae. Bases 62 to 3652 code for a protein of 1196 amino acids. The record is from RefSeq and is a predicted model, not a curated record.
AUGGUGACAGUGACCACCUAACACCUAGUACCUUUGCAAUACUUAGCUUUUAUACACAAUUAUGGAGGAAGGAGAAGAAGGUGUGGAUUAUACAGCAAGGAGAGCAGAGUCUGUUGAUUCUGAUGCAGUUUCUGGACUCAUUGGGAGAGAAACUGAGGAGCUGUUUGGCCGUCUUGAUGCAAAUGCAGUCAUAGAGAAGGCUAACUUAGCUAUAUCACUGGUGAACAAGACAGAGAAACUCCUUGCUUUUGCUGCUUUUUAUGAUCAUCCCUCACUUACCAAUGUAAAGCAAUCUGAAUGGGAGGAAUGGCUACACUCAACAUACAGCAUACCUCAAGCUAAUCCUAUGAAUUCUCUCUUUUUGAAACUUUUUGUCGCACAAGGUGGCUACACACAAGGUGCACUUGCAGAACUACUGAAGACAGUAUUUGUUGCUGUUCCACUAUUGCAGUAUGUUUUCAUAUGCCCUACAUCAAAUACAGACUCCAAGCUACUCCUCCAGUUUACUCCAUUGCAAACCCUAAAGGAGGAGAAGAAGGAGAAGGAAGAAGACAGGGAAGAAGAGAGAGAACCUGGUGUAUAUGUUACUCAAAGAUACAAGCAUUACCCAAUGCUGCACAUUAGGCCAGCUCAAGUUGAGGACAAUGAUGAUCUCCUGCCAAUAAUACAUCAAUACUCACCUCAGCAUUUGACUGAGAUAUAUGGCGAUUACUUUAUUGCUGAAUUAGUUGAAUCUCAGGAUAGUGAUCACAAAACAAUAGUUGCUGAAGUUGAUGGUAGAGCUGUUGGAUUCAUCAGUGUCAGUACUGAUGUUAAUCUAUCCCUUUUAUGGGAUCAUUAUCAACUGGAAUCAUUCCAUGGACUGAGGAAACCUUCACCUGAUGAUGUCAUCACAACAAUAAAUACACUAGAGAGCCACAAGACAUCAAGCAGUUCAAUGCCCAGUAGCAAAACACCAACUACUACAGUACCGACUGAAAAAACCUCAAUGGUUAGUAUUGGUGAUGCUAAAAGUCCAACUCCAGCUAGCACAACAGGAACUACUGAUGAUAAAACAGAUGGAACUGGUCACUGUAGUCUUGCUUCAGAAGCUGGAUCUGUUAUUGGUGCAACAAGAGAAGGACCUACUGAACAGUGUAAAGAGUACUAUCUUUGUGGCCCUAGCAAUACAGUAUCAGUUCAAUUAUUCAGUAUUAAUGAGCUGUAUGAAAUGAGAUCCAUUGAUCUCUUACCUGCCGUAUUUCAAGCAUUUCCGGACGUUGAUUUCCUCUUGUUAACGCUCCCCUCUCAUUUUCAGCACUUUCCUCUCCUCUCACACUUCACUCGUAUAAGUCAAAGAGAAGGCAGCACUUUAAACCAAGAGUUAUACAUCUUACACAAAUGCUCCCUAUUACAUUCUCUUCAAGUGAGGUCCCUCCAACCAGAGGACAUGACUGGGAUUGAGUCAUUGAUAGUAUCACUAGCAUCAGAAAAGAAUGUACUACAGGACAUCAGACACUUCAUAACUGGGGAGAGGGACCCAAUCGAGAAAAAUGGUACACCCAUACAUGGCUAUGUGGUUGAAAUGCUUGAGCAAAUUGUUGGAGUUGUUAUAUUAAGACAAGAAAAAGAUAUCACAUACUUAAGAUCCCAUUACAAUAUCGACGAUUACAUUUAUUUCAGUCAGCACACGCCUAAAGAACACUUGCAUCUUCACCAUUUCUUAUUGAAUCCAAUAUUUGCUCCUCAUGUUAAACACAUACUCCAGGAAUGCCUAAGACUAUCAAACAGCAGUAAUAUCUAUUACCCACUACCAGUUACUGCACCUCAUUCUCUCACUCACUCACUAACACUGGCCCUUCAAGAAAUGGUGCCAGUUAGAUACAGGAGACAGGUUGAGUAUCCUAAAGGGCUGGGAUCUAAUGCUCCUAUUAGUGACAUAGUACAAAAGGAGGAGAAUCCUUUUGCUCUGUAUCACACUAACAGAAAACUAAGUCUUGAGCCUAAGAUACCAGUUAAUACCAGGGUUGUAUUCAUUGGUGCAUCUGAUACUAUACUGUCUUGUUUACAGGCAAUGAUAUUCAGUCCUCAUUUAAAGUUUAAUAAUUUAAUACUUGUAUCAACUCACGGGAUGUCUAAGAGCAAUGGUGUACUUUCUGACAGCUGUUGCUUCCUUGAUGACACUUUCAGUAGACUAGGACUGGAGACGUGGAUUACAAUAGUACCUGGGACAUUACUUGAAAUAGACAGACAGAGACAAACGAUAAGAAUAGGACUGUCUAACGGGGAGAGAGAAGAGAGUCUGAUCCAUUACGACUAUCUUGUACUAGGAACUGGUACACAGUACUGCAUUGAAGAGCCUCAAGAGGGUAAUGGUAAUCAUGAGGACAUUGAAGGUAUCAUAACAUUACAAGGGAAUGAUAAUGACGAAGAAAUAAUGAAGAGGGUCAGAGAUGAUAUAGGAACUGAAGGUUCGGCAGUGAUAUAUGGCUAUACAGUAGAUGCACUAUGUGUAAUGAGGCAUCUUAUCAAUGAGCUCCAGAUACCAGGGAAUAGAAUAAAGUGGGUACAACCCAAUCCUCCUCCUCCUCCUCCUCCUUUACUCAAAAACCAAACCGUGAGAGGAAAACUGAGCAAUAUAGUGCAAGCAUUAGGAGUCACCGUAUAUGAGGGUCCCUAUAGUUUGGUGAGGUGCAAUAGCAACGGAACUCAACUGACAUCAAUUGAUGUAAUCAAUGAGGACUAUGAUGAGAUUUUGAAUAUACCAUGCAAGGUUAUGUUUUGCAUUGAAAACCAACAAGUUAACCUGGAAGCAUUUCAUGCUAUUAACAAUGCAUGUGUAGUGUAUGAUGAUAGACUAGUAAUUGGUACAGCUAAUAACACUAAUGAUAAGAAGAUACUAGGAGCAGGACCCCUCACUAAAUAUUCACGUCUGUACAGGACCCAGUGGUCUCACAAGUUAUACAAUUCAAAAGAAGUAGGGGAGGAGCUAGCAAAAAACUUAUUGGCAAAGCUAGACCCAAUUCAAUCUCCUGGAGACCAAUCGGAGGAGGACACACCCACUCUACUGACCCCUGUCUUCAAUAAACCUAAAGAGGUCUAUGCUCUGUUGCCAGAUAAUUAUCAUUACCUAUUCAUUGAUAAGCCAAGACUUCCAACUGACUUUAUGACUACUUCAUUAUCAGAAAAGGGUCAGUAUAUAUAUACAGACACAGCGAAUGGAUACUUUGAAUUAUACAUAAAUGAAUAUCAUAGAAUUGGAACAAUCACUGUCCUUAGCAAACAACCUUUCGAAGUGUCAAAUUAUCGCUGUCUCUACAAUCAACAUGAGCAAUAUUUAAACAAUCUGAUGGCAAGAUGGAAAAAUAAACUCAUUGAUGACCUAUUCUUAUAUUUCAGAGAGCAAUGGGUUUGUGCAAUAUUUCAUGACAGAUUUAUUGAUUUCCUUCAAGAAGUCACUGAUAUUGUAUCACUGGGUGAAGGAUCAUUUAAAGAGAAAGUUAAGGAAAUCAUUGAUGAUAACUCAGCUGUCUCUCUGGAAAAUAUUGAAGAUAAACUAACAGCUGCUUUUGCUGGCUUUGAUUUGAAUCCUUCCCUCCAAAAAAGACUCCAUCAUUACUUAUACUACAAUUACAACCAUCUACCAAUGUUCGCACAACAAGACAUGAUGUAGUUACAUAUUAAAAAACAUUACACACAUUUACUAUAAUGAACAUUACUAGUGAAGAUUAUUGUUAAUUUCGAUUAAGAGCAAUAGAGUGUAAAAUCAGGUA